UUGUAGUUUCUGUUUCUAAUGCAGCAAACAGGCGCAGUCAUAUUCGCGGCCGUGUGUUCUGUGUUCUGUACUGGUGCGUUUAAGGUGUGUAGGCUGAGUGUCGUCGCGGGAUUCAACGUUGUUUCCUGUUCCCCAAAUAUGACCGCUCGUGCUGGCGCACAGCAGCCCUGAUGUUAAAACCAGCACACACAGGGGUCACGCGUGGACGCGGACGAACGUGCAGGCAGGAAAUAUAGAGCGCGCUCCACGGUCUAGCAGCAGACUGCGCGCUACAGGGAAGUGAGUCUUGCCUACUUUGUGCGUUGUUAGAAGUUGCCUGCGGCCUGUGGCAGCCCCCUUUUCUCUCCGGGUUAAAAAGACGGUGAUCGUCCAGCCUUUCAGGGGGAACGGCGUUGAAAAGUGAGUGAUGAAGACAGGAGAUGUCAACUUGAUGUACGGAAAGCUCCACUUAUGAGACAGGGGAGGAGGAAGAAGAGGAUCAUUUGUCAAUGUUUUGAAAUCUAAAUCUCUGUUUGACUCAGCCCCGCUUGAUCAUGGCCCAGUGGGCACACAUGUCCAAUCUUCUGCAGUGCCUCCCUGAUGACACCGUCAACACCCUCUAUCCUCCAUCCACCUUCCCUAUUGAAGUCAGGCAUUAUAUAUCUGAGUGGAUCGAGAGCCAAAGAUGGGAAGAUUUUGCGCUGGAAAAUGUGGAGCAGGAGAGCAGGGCUCGAACUCUGUUGGACAUGGCCGUCAGCAUUCUACAAGAAACUGCUCAGCGAAACGUCAACGUAGUGGACAAGAUGAAGCUGAUGCAGAUCAGCAGGAACAUGGGUGUGUUUCAGGCGCAGUCUCUACAGUUUGCAGUCAUGGUCAGAGACAUUCUCAGGCAGGAGAGAGUCCUGAUCGGCAGGAACAAUGAUACACUGUUCCCACCCUUCCAACCGCCCCGCCCCGAGCCCCUACACGAUGUCGACCACCUGGUUCUGAAGGUGCUGGAGCUCCAGGAAAUCCGGAAGAACAUGCACCAGAUGCAAGAAGACCUCAACUGGGAGAGGCAAAACUAUGAGAGUUUACAAGGUCAGUUCCAAGCGAAUGGAUUGGAGUCAGGAAGGACAGAAAUUGCCAAACUCCAGACCCAGUUACAGCAGCUGGAGUUCAAAGUGAACUCGUUGUCUGCGGCACGUUUCCAACUGCUGCAGGAGUGCGUAGACCUUCUUGAACGCUGUCAGGGUGAAUUCCUCGUCAAGCUGAAGGCCUGGAGAUGGGCGCAGCACAAGUCAGCCAUCGGACUUCCCUUUGACGACAACCUCAACCCCUUUCAGACCCGGUGCGAGCAGCUGCUUGGGAUGAACGGGAACUUGAGGCAGGAAAUUAUGUUGAUUGGGGAACAAAUGGUGGACCUCCAGAAAAGGCUCGCACAACUUCUGCAAGUUUUGAUCGAAAGCUCUCUGGUAGUAGACAAGCAACCCCCUCAGGUCAUUAAGACUCAGUCCAAGUUUUCUGCAACUGUGCGGUAUCUGCUGGGGGAGAAAAUAGCUCCCGGGAAGGCUGUGAUGCUGAGGGCUCAGAUCAUAAAUGAACUGCAGGCCAGGAACCUGGGCAGUGCACCCAGUGAAACUGUUGGCGAACUGAUCAACAAUUCAGCCGUCCUAGAACACAACGUGGCCAGCAAAAGCACAUGUGCCACCUUCAGAAACAUGUCCAUCAAGAAAAUCAAGAGAGCUGACAGAAAGGGGUCCGAAUCUGUGACGGAGGAGAAAUUUGCUCUCCUGUUCUCCGCAGAGAUCCCCAUCACAGGCUGUGACACUCCUUACAAGAUACAGAUGAUCUCUCAGCCCGUGGUCGUCAUUGUUCACGGCAGUCAAGACAACAAUGCUGUGGCCACCAUAAUAUGGGACUGUGCAUUUUCUGAACCGGACAGAGUACCCUUUGUGGUGCCGGAUCGUGUGUCCUGGAGUAUAAUGUUCAGCACUCUCAACAGUAAAUUUACUUCUGAAGUACAAACCCAGCAUGAACUAGAUUACUACAACCAACACUUCUUAGCCCAGAAGAUAUUCGACAAAACCAACCUUUCUGAAGACUACACCAACAUGCAGGUUUCCUGGGCCCAGUUUAAUAAGGAAGUCCUCCCAGGUCGACCGUUCACUUUCUGGCAGUGGUUUGAGGGAGUGAUGGAGCUAAGCAAGAAACACCUGAAGGACUACUGGAGUGAAGGGCUGAUAUUUGGCUUCAUUGGGAAGCAGCAUCUGCACCUGAUUCUCAAAGACAGACCUGAUGGGACAUUCCUGCUGCGCUUCAGUGAUUCAGAGAUUGGAGGCAUCACCAUUGCGUAUGUGUGUUCUUUGGAAACUGGCGGACAGAAAGUCCAGAACAUCCAGCCUUUCACCAAGAGAGACCUCGACAUCCGUAGCCUUGGUGAUCGCAUCCGUGACAUCAAUGAAAUCACACACCUUUACCCCAACUUUCCUAAACACGAGGUUUUCAAAAAAUUUUACUCAGAGACUCCAGCGCACAAUGGAGGUUACAUCCCUGUGUCUCUCCAGACUAAAGUUGGCAAGGAUGUCCAGGGAUCUACACAAACUUCCAACAUGCCGCCGGUCUUCAUGGAAACAGCAGCCUCGCCCUCUAGUGUGGCAUCCCUGACUGAGAACAGCCGUAGCCACUUCCCCAUGGAAACUCAGCAACCUCCCGGUAUGGUCUCUCCGUCUGACCUCCCUGGUAGCUUCAGUAUGGAUACGCACCAGGCUCCCAAUAUGGUUUCUCCUUCUGACCUCUCUGGUAACUUCAGUUUACUCAAUCCAUCGUUCACCCCCGAUUUGCCUUCAGGCAUGAUAGAAUCUGCACUUUCUUCUGAGGACGACGAAAACAUCUCGAAUAUCGACUUCAACAGCUUGUUGGAAUUUGAAAAACGUUAGAACUUGGAGUGCAAGGAAGACACUGAACAGAGACUUGGAGCAAAACUCUUCUUUCUUUCACGCUGGAGUCUCAUCUACUUUUGAGUGUGAAUGUAUCAGAAACAAAUAAGAUCUCUCUCUGGAGCUCGACAUGUUCGGCUGGUACUGCGGGAAAGCGGGAGCUCUUUGCGAGGACAAAGUAAAACGGAACACAUCAGGAGGACGACGACGACGCUAUGGUGCCGCCCAGCUGUGCCUUGUUGUGCCACCUCUUCACAAAACUAUUAUCUCUCCCUCUUUUGAUAGGUUUGCUAGUUUCAAUACUUUGCUUGUAUGUGGAAAUAUAAGCGAAUUACUGUACAUAUUAAAGACUUUUUCCAGCAACAACAAAACCAGACAUAAAAAAGUAAUGAUAUAUGACAUUCCCAGUGGGUGUUAGACUGUCAGCUGUGAGAGAUGGGUUCGUUUAGGCUGUGGAACAUAUUGCAUUUAAUCCUGUUUUUGCUCAUAAUAUUUUUAGUGAUCAUGAAGUUAUGUCUGUAAAGGUCCCUAGUCAUCCAGGUCAUGGUAAUCCAAGCCUUUAUGACUAUGAGCUAAGCAUCUUUCAGUAGUAUUUCCCGAUUGUAUAUAACCCUUUUCCUUGAAAAAGCCUUGGUCACACCCUUUCUGUGAACACACAGCAUGCAUGCAUGAGCCAGAGUUUGCGGCUUGCUCUAAAGUACAGUGGAACACGGAGGGAAGAGUGAUCCUUCCCAUCACAGCUGAAUGAAACUAUACCAGACUGAUGGAGACUGACAGUGCAGAAAAUGGCAUAUUUCCUGUGGCGCUGAUGGUGGCGGGCAAGGCUUCUAUUCCAUAUCACUUAAAGAGUCUGUUAUGUCAUGUUUUCUAUUAUAUGUACAGUGCAAGCUUUUGUUGAUUAGUCUCCUGUCCUAUUGACUCAUGUAGAUGCGUAAAUGUUACAUUACAUUACCUGGCUUUCUUUCAGAUUUUGAUGCACGCAAACACACAAGAAAGCCUUGAAAGCACGGUACUCCUUGCUCCUAACACAUGAAUCCUGAAGUUUUUUGUUUUUUUUGUACAUUUUUGUAACUAAAUUAAGGCAUUUGUGGCUUUAAAGAUUAAAAAAAGCAGUCAGUGAUAUAAUACGGAUAAGCCAGGGAAAUUGAGUAGCUCCACAUUUAAAAGGAAACACUGCAGUAAAGAGAAAUAUUAUCCUGAUGGAGGAUAGAGUGUCUUAGUUUGAGCUCUCGCACUCAGUCACAUUUCUUUUGUAUUCGAACGUCUCUGUGUGGUGCAUACAAUAACAUGAUGAUGUGUUGAAUGUUCAAUGUUGCAUGUAUCCUUUGCUUAGGCUUUUAUAUCUGGUGUCGUCAGACGUCUGGAUAAAUCACUCAAGAGGCUUCUGCUACGAUCUUUCAGUGUAAUGACAAAUAAAAUUUCAGCUUUUUUCAAAAUA
Molecule: messenger RNA, 4335 nt
Organism: Mugil cephalus (flathead mullet)
Lineage: Eukaryota; Metazoa; Chordata; Actinopteri; Mugiliformes; Mugilidae
Gene: stat6
Product: signal transducer and activator of transcription 6, interleukin-4 induced
Exons: 23
Coding region: 534-2897 (787 amino acids)
Biological process (GO): regulation of cell population proliferation; cytokine-mediated signaling pathway; defense response
Molecular function (GO): RNA polymerase II cis-regulatory region sequence-specific DNA binding; DNA-binding transcription factor activity, RNA polymerase II-specific
Source: RefSeq, a predicted model, not a curated record